Molecule: messenger RNA, 1206 nt
Organism: Asparagus officinalis (garden asparagus)
Lineage: Eukaryota; Viridiplantae; Streptophyta; Magnoliopsida; Asparagales; Asparagaceae
Exons: 2
Coding region: 1-1206 (401 amino acids)
Source: RefSeq, a predicted model, not a curated record
AUGAAUUUCGAUGUUGGAGGUCCAUCAUACUUAUCAUCAUCUUCAUCUUCGGAUGAUGAUAAUUUUCUGUCCAAUAUCAUUGCAGAGAUUGAUGAAACCGAAGAAGUAAUUUGUGAGUACAUCAACAACAACAUGAUCCUCGUUAACAAUUUACGUCAACAAAACUACCAACCGAUCCAUGGUGGCUCGAUUCCCGGUCAUGCAGUGAUCAACCGCGAUCGAGAAAAUGCGCAUCAGAAUUUGGUCAUAGAUUACUUUGCCGAUAAUCCACGUUUUGGAGAAGAUAUGUUUCGUCGUCGAUAUCGGAUGUCAAGAAGUUUGUUCCUUCGUAUUGUUGAUGCAGUGAAAGAUCAUGACUAUUACUUCCAACAACGAAGUGAUGGACUUGGUAGAAUGGGAUUAUCACCGUUACAGAAAAUAACAGCUGUUUUUCGCAUGUUGGCAUACGGUUUACCAGCUGAUGCUACAGACGAAUACGUUAAAAUAGGUGAGUCAACAGCAAUUGAAAGUAUGACAAAAUUUUGUCGUGCUAUGGUGGAAAUAUUCGCAGAGCGGUAUCUACGAACACCUAACGCUAAUGAUAUUACUAGGCUACUCUAUAUUAGUAAAAAACGGGGUUUUCCAGGAAUGUUAGGAAGUCUUGAUUGUACCAAUAAUGAUAUCAAUGUGCUGGAGUCAUCUAAUCUUUUCUCUAACCUAGCUCAAGGUAUUGCUCCUCCCGUUUACUAUGUUAUUCAAGGAAAAGAGUAUAAUAUGGGUUAUUAUUUAGCUGAUGGUAUAUAUCCGAAAUGGGCUACUAUUGUACAAACAAUCCAACAGCCACAAGGUAGGAAGAAAAAAUAUUUUGCCAUGAAACAGGAAGCAUGUAGAAAAGAUGUAGAACGUGCGUUCGGAGUUCUCCAAUCACGAUUUGCAAUCGUGGCAGGAUCAGCACGUUUUUGGAAAAAACAUGUAUUACAUGACAUAAUGACUGCAUGCAUUAUUAUGCACAAUAUGAUAAUCGAGGAUGAACGUGAUCUUUAUGCACCAAUUCAAGAAGUGAGGGAAGCACCAACACCAGAAGUUGAUAUGGUAGCAGAUGAAACUACAAGAUUUACUCAAUUUAUUACACGUUACGGAAAAAUCAAGGAUAAAGAUGCUCAUAUUGCGCUUCGUAAUGCAUUAAUAAAUCAUCUAUGGGAGGAAUACACUAAUUCAGAUAGUUAA